This is a messenger RNA of Hevea brasiliensis (rubber tree), 2339 nucleotides long. RefSeq names its product beta-glucuronosyltransferase GlcAT14B. The record is from RefSeq and is a predicted model, not a curated record. NCBI's taxonomy places the organism in Eukaryota, Viridiplantae, Streptophyta, Magnoliopsida, Malpighiales, Euphorbiaceae. The transcript has 6 exons. The coding region runs from base 716 to 1969 and encodes 417 amino acids. Gene Ontology annotation, molecular function: glucuronosyltransferase activity. Gene Ontology annotation, cellular component: membrane.
UCCAGUUUUUUGCAACAGUUUUUUGAAAUGUAGUUUGCGUUGCCGUGUUGGGUUAAAUCCUAAGAGCUUUCUGCCUUUCUCUCUCUCUCUCUCUCAAUAUAACCGAUACUCCUAAGCCUUAGUGAGAGAAGAGGACGAAAAGCAACACAGAUUCUUUAUAUAAUUGCGAACAAACCGAACAACUUCAUAGUAUACACACGUCCUCUCUACAAGGACUCUCUCUCUGUCUCUCUCUCUCUCUCUCUCAUAUCUUAUUUUCUGAUUUAUUUAAUCAUAAGUUACGGGUCUCUCUCUCUCUCUCUCAAGCUUCUGUUUUUCUUCGUCCUUGAACUCCCAGUCCCACGUAGCUCUUGAAGGUUAUCAAGAAAAACUGCAGGAUUGUUUUUACAUAUGCUGGGAUCUACAACGAAUGAUAGAAAGAUUUCCCAUUGUACAGAUUGGUAAUUUGUAUCCUUGUCAAUGGUUUCCCUUGGGAGUUGGACACCUAAUAGCUCAUUGAUAAUGAAGAUUUAACUAAUUGUUUUUCUCGAUUAAUUUAUUGCUUUAUUUACAGUUCAGGUUUUGGAAUUUUUUUGAGGAAAGUUUCGAUUAUAGUAUCCGCAACACGAGAAUAUUGUUUGGUAUUCCAUUCGAUCUGGGUUAUCUGAGAUGGUGGAGGAAUAACCAAAUCUGGGAUGUGAAGAUCAGUUAUCAGAACCCAUGAUAAGGCCUUGCAAUGGGGUCCCUAAACAUGGAGAAGAAAUGGGUUUUCCCUUUAGUCAUAAGCUCUCUGAUAUGUGUGUUCCUUUUGGCAACUUCAUUCAACAUGGGUCUUAUUUCUUCGCUACAUACUAUCAACCAAAUCUUCAACAUUUUUCCUUCUCGAAACCAAUCACUGGAUGGCUAUGCUGAAAUUAAGGUUUCACAAACAACUCCCACUCAGACUCCUGGAAUUCCUCGAUUUGCUUACUUGAUUUCUGGGUCUAAAGGUGAUUUGGAAAAGCUUUGGAGAACUCUUCACGCACUUUACCAUCCAAGGAAUCAAUAUGUUGUUCAUUUGGACCUUGAAUCUCCAGCAGAGGAAAGAUUGGAGCUUUCUUCGCGCAUUGAAAAACAUCCCCUUUUCUCCAAAGUUGGGAAUGUUUAUAUGAUCACUAAAGCUAAUAUGGUUACUUAUAGAGGACCUACGAUGGUUGCUAAUACACUUCAUGCUUGUGCAAUUCUUCUUAAGAGGAGUAAAGAUUGGGAUUGGUUUAUCAAUCUUAGUGCCUCUGAUUAUCCUCUUAUAACUCAAGAUGAUCUUCUUGAUACAUUUUCAACCAUAAACCGAAAUCUGAACUUUAUUGAGCACACUAGUCAGUUGGGUUGGAAGGAGGAUAAACGAGCAAUGCCUUUGAUUAUAGAUCCUGGGCUCUACUCAACAGCAAAGACGGAUAUAUACUGGGCCACACCACGUAGAGGUUUGCCAACAGCAUUCAAAUUAUUCACUGGUUCGGCAUGGAUGGUUCUCACACGCCCAUUCGUAGAGUACUUAAUUUGGGGUUGGGAUAAUCUACCGAGAAUCUUACUCAUGUACUAUACGAACUUCGUCUCCUCUCCUGAAGGCUAUUUUCACACUGUAAUAUGCAAUGUGCCAGAGUUUGCUCAGACGGCUGUCAAUCAUGAUUUGCACUACAUUUCUUGGGACAUGCCCCCCAAGCAGCACCCACACACCCUUUCCCUUAAUGACACAAGGAAAAUGAUUGAAAGUGGCGCUGCCUUUGCUAGAAAAUUCAAACAAGAUGACCCUGUGUUGGAUAAGAUUGAUAAGGAUUUACUUGGCCGGAAAAAUGGGGGCUUCACUCCCGGUGGAUGGUGCUCUGAUAGUCCCAAAUGUUCCAAGGUUGGGGACCUGAAUAAUAUUAAACCUGGUCCAGGAGCUGACAGAUUUAAACGACUCAUAGCUAGGGUAGCUUUCAUGUCAAGGCUUAAACAAAAUCAGUGUAAAUAGAUUUCUCAAAAAGUUCAUGCUUGCAGAUGGAGAAGGAUUCAAAGUUCUGUAGGCAAGCCAGACAGCACCUUGUUAGAAGAUUGUUAUCUAAGAAAGCGAUUUGGUUGCCCGAGUUGCAGCCACAGUUGCAUUAUUGUCAAGAAUUGAAGGUAUGCUAGUGUCAUUACAAUCAUAAGGAAUCACACUCUUUACUGCAGUGGUCACAAUCUAAUAUAGCACAUUUACCUCACAUUUUAUAGGUUCUAUUCCCUUAGAACUAUUGCUCUUACUCUCUUUGAAACUUCACCAGAUCGCCAUUUUCACGGCUUCUGUAUGUUCCUUUUAAGUUCUUUCCGGCUUCAUAAUAAUUAGAAAAUUUUCUUUCCUCUUA